AUGAAAGCGGGAUAUAUCAAGGAAAUCCAGGUGUUUUUAUACAUGUGCAUAGUUGGAAGCUUUGUGUCAUCCCUUGAUUCUGAAAGAUGUGACGUUCCAGUCUGUAUGAAUAAGACGAGUCUCUUGCCAUCCAUUAAUAUGUUUAGUCUCCAUGGCAACUAUGUGCCUUUCAAAGGGAUGGCGUACUUACUUUCGCCACCACAAGGUAUGCACUGCUAUAUAAAUCUCACCACCAUUUUACACAACUACAAUUUCACCCACGAUCCAGCUGUAGCUGUAUUGUCUCUCCAUUGUCAGCGACCGUACGUCAUACAUAUGAGUGGGUAUACUGGGGAUUCCCUCAGCCAUAUCUGGUACUACUUCCAAAUGCAAGGAUGCAGAACAACCUACAUGAGUUUGAACCGCUUAUCUACUGUUGUCGACCUGAAAACCAUCACCCUGCCUGGUAGGGCUUACAUACACACCAAUGCUACAGACUGUCUUUCACCAAACCAAUCCAUUCCGAAAUGUCACAGCAUUUAUAACUUACAUUCUAUAUGGAUAACUCAUUCUUAUCGCUACCCAGAACAGGACCUCGAUGACUUGUUUCAUUGCGCUGAUACGUUCCCUAAUAUGACAGAACUAACUAUAACCAAUAUGUCUCUAACGGAACUGCCACCGUCUGUUAUAAGAAAGAUUCCUAACGUUCAAUCCUUAGAAAUAUCUAAUUGUCAACUCACACUUCCACCCAAAGACUUUCCAUGGACAGACCAAUCAGUUAGGUUAAAGGGUAAUCUCACCAUGGAAGACUAUUUCUUGGAACAUUAUGGAAAACCGUUUAACAUAGAAAUGGAUCCCAAUCUGUAUAGAAGAAUUCUGAAUCUCAAUUUUAAUCGAAUAACAAAUCUAUCAAAUGUCUCGUUUAGAGGCUAUCUCCAAAUGAUACAAUUGUCGGGAAAUGGGCUGGUUGAAAUCGGAUCUUCAACAUUUUACCAUCUCGUUGGUAUUCAGCAUAUUGACUUGUCUAUAAACAAGCUGCAGUCGUUACCGGAAGUUCUUUUCCAAGGUCUAAGCAGUCUUCGUCAUAUUGAUUUAGGUAGCAAUGCGAUAAAGUCAUUACCUGCUCUAGUUUUCAAAGACGUAACAAACGUUGUAUAUCUAAACCUUGCUAACAAUUCCCUGGUUCAUCUACCUUCUGGUGUUUUUUCAACAUUAUCACAAUUGAAAGAAAUCCAUUUAGAGUAUAACCAAUUGGUGACAAUAGAAGCCAGAUCGUUUCUCAUGACUUCUAUUACCCUAACCAAGUUGUAUUUUGAUAGUAACCCACUCAAGGUCAUUCCUGACAUCGUGUUCUACCUGCGCUACCUCAGUACCGCUUUUCUCAGGAAUACAAACAUAUCUUUUAACAACUUGACAGAGAUCACGUCACGUGUCAACUGGCCUCGCAUGACUGAUGCCGUUAUGGACUCCACCAGUAGUGCCAAUCUAGACCUUAAUAAACCAGCUGUCACAUUAAGAAAGGUGGACCUUACCGGAAGUGCAAUAACAACAGUAUGGAUGACACAAAAUUUAACACAAUUUCAGCACACAUUUCUUCUUCUUGUUUUUCGCCAUUUUCAUUUCAUUUUAGAAGAAAAUAGUGUAACUUGUGAUUGUAAUAUCGGCACAUUCUCAAAGUGGAUUCAUAAGCAAAAGCAAGAUGGACUUUUCACUGGAAAAGAAUAUUUCUUCAAAGAAUGGUUUUGCAAAUACCCAGUUGAACUCAGGGGCAGACUACUCCUUGAUGUAAAACCAGAAGAGACUUACUGUGCUAUUAACGUGUCUAACUGCCCAGAAGAAUGUUGGUGCUACAAGCGAUCUGUGUCGAACGUAAUCAUUGUGGACUGUCGAGGCCGAAGACUGGAGACAUUACCGACUGUUUUGCCAGACGGUCGUCUCGACUUAUGGUUCCACCAGAACAACAUUACUGUGCUAAAACACAAGACUUAUCUGUCUAGAGUAAGACAGCUCGUCCUCAGUCACAAUAACCUAGAACUCAUCGAAAGCUCGGCAAUAUCUUCUCUCACCAAUGCAAUGCUACUUCACCUCGAUUCAAAUCUCUUAGCGACACUGCCAGUUCAAUUUCGGGACAUACAAGCAUCAUCGAUAUUGCUUAAGAACAAUCCUUUUCGGUGUGAUUGCAAUACUCUAUGGAUGAAGUCAUGGAUAUUAAAACACCAAAGUCGUAUUCAUGACUGGACAAAUAUUGCAUGUAACAGCCAUAACGACGACGGAGAGCAGUUUGUAGGUCUCUCCGACAACGAAUUUGUUUGUGUGGAGGAUUUUGACUCCAUGAAGCACGUCAUCACUCCAGCUGUGUCUAGUUCACUCUCUCUGGCAGUAUUUUUGAUAGCACUGGGGUUACUCUAUAUCUAUCGCCUGGAAAUGAAAGUCCUCCUGUAUAUUUACUGUGGUAUCCAUCCAUUCGACAAAGACAAGAAAGGAGGAAAAGAGAUAAUAGAUGCAGCUGUAAUACACGCUGCGGGAAUUACAGACUGGGUGAUGAAAAACAUUGUCACUUAUCUCGAGGAGGACGCACAACAUUAUAUUAUCUGUGAGAUAAACAGGGAUUUUGUUGCGGGGUUUUCUUAUCAGGAGAAUAUAGUAAGUAUAGUACGGAAAAGCAAACGGAUGAUUUUAGUCCUCUCGGACGAGAUGACGGACACACACGACAUGUUUAAAGUUGCAUGGAGAGAGGCACAAUUGAAAAUCAAAGAAAAAAGAACGAAUUAUGUUAUUGUAAUAGGCCACAACAGGUCUCGAAAGAAGCUUACUAACAAAGACCUUAAACGCUACUUGAAAAGAGGAAGGUUUGUGCAUACAGGUGAAAGUCUCUUUCACGAGAAAAUAUUAUAUUCAAUGCCUAAUUAUAAACACACUGCUGACAACGGUGUAGUUCGGGGCCUUCCUGACAUUCGAAAAUGCAUACAGAAUACAUAUGAUGCGGAUGACAAAGAAGAAAUUGAAUUCGAUGCAUUCCUUGCCUACGGCGAAACUGAUAGAAACUUUGCUGUCAACGACCUUAGAAUAGACUUGGAGAAAAAUGGAUAUACUUUAAUUAUACCAGAUCGUGACUUUCCCCCAGGAGCAUCAAAGGAGGAAAAUGUGCUCCUGGCUGUAUCAAGUUGUCACCACACGCUUUUCAUCGUGUCAGGGGAACAUCUAGAGGACGAAUGGUCUCUAUUCACCUUCCGAUCAGCCAGCGAGAAAUCCUUACGCAACAAGAGUAAUCAUCUUAUCCUCUUGUCCGCACAAAAAGAGGAUAUAAACAUUGUGGAUGAAGAAGUCCGAUAUCAUCUAAAGACACAAGUAAGUCUUGAUGUACAUAGUCCCUGGUUCUGGGAUAGACUCCAUAAGGCUUUGCCACCAAAGGCUAAUCGUCAAGGUCAAGGUCAGCAAGGUGUCGUAGACGACAAGGAAAACAUUACAGAUAUAGAAAGAAUAAAAAUGCUGAAAGAAGAAGAAAAUGAAGAAAAGUUGAAAGAAAUCGAAAGAAUAAAAAUGUUCAAGGAAGACAAGAAUGAGGACAACGAAAAGGAAAAAUACGAGGAAAGAAUGAAAAAUGGGAAUUCAUUUCUUCUGCAUGAAAAAGAUUUAUUCGACAAUGACGUGGACAUCAAACAAAUCGAUGGCAAUGAGAGUAUUUUGUUCAAAGCAAAAAUGAAAGAAGCUGAAAUAGAAAAUGAAGCAGAAAAAGAUAACGAAAGCCAAAAAGAAAUGGAAAUUACUUUUGUAUAG
This is a messenger RNA of Ylistrum balloti, 3756 nucleotides long. Its product is annotated as protein toll-like. The transcript has a single exon. Gene Ontology annotation, biological process: signal transduction. Lineage: Eukaryota; Metazoa; Mollusca; Bivalvia; Pectinida; Pectinidae. The coding region runs from base 1 to 3756 and encodes 1251 amino acids. The record is from RefSeq and is a predicted model, not a curated record. Gene Ontology annotation, molecular function: protein binding.